Arctia plantaginis is the source of this 993-nucleotide messenger RNA. The record is from the annotation of a GenBank genome assembly. Lineage: Eukaryota; Metazoa; Arthropoda; Insecta; Lepidoptera; Erebidae.
AUGUUAAUGCCAAUAUUCGUGUCUUUGUUUGUGUUUUUAUCAGUGGAUUGCCAAAAGGCAACAGAGCCAAAAUUUAUAAUUGACAAUGAUGCAGGCGGUGACGAUGCUAUGGCCAUAUUCCUUGCUCUGCUAUACGAAAAACAUUUCGAUGGACCAAAACUAGUAGCUCUGACGACCGGGAAUGGAAAUACAAAAGAAGACAACGUGUAUUACAAUAACCAGAGGAUCCUCAGAGUCGCAAACAGACAAGACGUACCAAUCUAUCGAGGAUCGAGAAAAUCACUGGUGAAAACGCCAACAGUGACCGAUUACUACGGCAAAGAUGGUCUUGGAGACACCGGUAUUACAUUUCCAGACUUGGUACCAGCAAAAGAUGAUAAUGCUGUUUUAGCCCUUAUUGAGCACUCCAGAAAGUAUAAAGGGGAACUGACAGUUAUAACAAUAGGAACUUUAACAAAUGUAGCGCUAGCCGUUAGAUUGGAUCCUGGUUUCUUAGGAAGACUGAAACAUUUGUAUAUUGGAGCAGGAAAUAUACAAAGUGAUGGACAUCCUGAUCCAGAGUUUAAUGCGCAUAUGGAUGUAGAAGCUUACCACGUAAUAGCCCAAAAUGCUACCGCAGACAAAGUUACACUUCUUCCAUUCUCACAAGUAAAGGAUCAUUUAAAUUUUACAAAGGACUGGAGAAAUAACGUUCUUGGAGGUUUAGAAACUGAGAUAAUGAGGCACCAAAACAAAUUCGAAAAAGUAGCUAUUGACAAUGAGGACAGUUGGCAGGCUCUGGACCCUGCAGUCGUUACUUUGUUUCUGAGACCAGACUUGGUACAAGAGUACAAGUAUUCCAAGAAUGACAUAAGUAUUUGCGGUGAUGGGAGAGGCAAAGUAACAAAUGAAUUUGUAAAUAAAGAAAACGCAAACGUACGUGUCGCAUACUCUAUCAAGACAGAAGAAUAUAAGCAACAUCUACUAGAAGUAUUCAAAUAUGACGCAAGCUGA